Messenger RNA from Erythranthe guttata (spotted monkey flower), 1165 nucleotides. RefSeq names its product MADS-box protein AGL42. Lineage: Eukaryota; Viridiplantae; Streptophyta; Magnoliopsida; Lamiales; Phrymaceae. Gene Ontology annotation, molecular function: RNA polymerase II transcription regulatory region sequence-specific DNA binding; DNA-binding transcription factor activity; protein dimerization activity. Gene Ontology annotation, biological process: positive regulation of transcription by RNA polymerase II. The record is from RefSeq and is a predicted model, not a curated record. Gene Ontology annotation, cellular component: nucleus.
AUGAUGAUGAUGAUUAAUAGUUGAAUACGGAAAUGUUGGGGUUGUGUGGUCUGAAAAUAAAGAUUGUUGAGGAAUCUUAUUACAUGUUCGGCCACUCACCCCCACUGUAAAUUCUUGAAACAAAAGUUUCAUGCUAGUAUUCCUAUUCUGAGCUAACAAUCUCGUAAUCCGUGCUUUGAACAUUUGAUUUGAUUUUCUGCCUCAAUUUGUUGUUUCAUUGUUCUUCCCUUUUAUUGGGGUUUUCACAUUUGCUUUUGACUAUUAUCUAUAUUCUGGAAAAAAGAAGCUAGGGUUCAUAGCUGCUUCUCGUUUGCUCUAAUUAAGAGAUCGAGGAAAAAAAAAAAAAAAAGAAAUGGUGAGAGGAAAGGUAGAAAUGAAGAGAAUAGAGAACGCAUCAAGCAGGCAAGUGAGUUUUUCAAAGAGAAGAAAUGGGAUGUUGAAGAAGGCUUAUGAACUAUCUGUUCUUUGUGAUGCUGAAGUUGCUUUGAUUAUUUUCUCUCCAAAGGGCAGACUCUAUGAAUUCUCAAGCUCCAACAUGCAGAAGUCAAUACAGAAAUAUCUGGAAUCUAGAAGAAACCGAAAUACAGGCAUUGAAGUUGAAGAACACAUGCAGCAAUUAAAGAAUGAAGCAGAAUUAAUGUCAAAGAAGAUAGAGCUAUUAGAGAAUUCACACAGGAAGCUUUUAGGGCACAAUUUGGGUGACUGUUCCAUGGAAGAACUUCAAGAAACUGAAAACAAGCUCGAGAAAACCAUUAACACCAUAAGAUCCAGAAAGGCUCAACUUUUCAAGGAGGAAAUAGAAAAAUUACAUGCAAAGGAGAAGAUUCUGUUAGAAGAAAAUGAAAGAUUGCUUGAAAAGAUGGAGUCGUGGAAAACACACGCGCUAGAGAAACAACGAGAAAUUGGGAGUUAUAGCCAAAUUACACAGACCGCGGAGGUGGAGACUGAAUUGUUUAUUGGCCUACCAACAACAAGGAACGGCCGUUGAUCAAAAUCAUCAACGGCUGUUAAUCAAAUAAUUUCACGUGGAAUUUAAUAUUCCCAAUUUUUUUUUUUAUUUAAUUUUCGCCCCCACUUCUAUGUAAAUAGCAAGUAGCAUCUCUUUUUCGAAAAUAAUUCUUUAUAAUAAAAUAAACAAAAUGGAGGGCAACUUAAAAAACCCUAA